Molecule: messenger RNA, 1157 nt
Organism: Prorocentrum cordatum
Lineage: Eukaryota; Dinophyceae; Prorocentrales; Prorocentraceae
Source: the annotation of a GenBank genome assembly
AGUCCGGCUCGAGUCCCGGCCCCACACACGUCUGUUGCAUAAACCAUCGCGUCAGACACAUGUUUUGAGAUUUGUACAUCUACUAUUCACAUCAAGAUAUGCCCGCCGCCGCCGCGGCGAGGGCGGCGGCGCUGUGCUGUUUCGCGGGGCUCUGCCUGGCGAAGGAGCGGCAGGCGCAGCGGCGGCGGCUCCAGCCCCAGGUGCCCGUCGACACCUGCGCCGUCCAGCUCGCCGCGCGCAGCUCCUUCACCGCCGCCUCCGCCCACGGCCAGCAGGCGCUCGGCGCCGAGGAGGCCGCCCCGACGCUCGCCGCUUGGGCGACCUGGGCGCUGGGCGACCUGCCGGCGCGCGGCGGCGCCAACGGCACCGCCGCCGCCGCCGCGGCGCGGCCCGCGGGCAGCGGCCUGCAGGCGCUCUCGCUGCUGGCCGCGCUCGUCAGCGACCCGCUGCCCGCGCUCGGGGAGGAGAACUCCCUCGAGCGCGGCGCGGGGCAGCGGGCGACGCGCGGCCCGCUCCUGCCCCCCAGCUGCCUCUUCCCGCUCGUGGCCGGCGCCUGCUUCGCGGCAGGCAUGCUCGCGCACGGCUUCGCCCCCGCCUGGGGCAGCGAGCCCCUCGAGCUGGAGCCGCGGCGGCUGCAGCUCGCCCCGCGCCGCCCGGGGGCCCGCACGCCGGGCGCUUGCGGAGCAUCCCCAGCGGCGGCGGCGGCCGCACCGCCGAAGCGGGCCACGUGGUGAGGGCGCCGGCCCGCUCGCCGGCGCUGCCAGUUGCUAGAGGCCGGCCUGCUCAUUAUAAUGCUAGCCCUGGAGCUACUGCCGGAGGACCUUCUCCCUCCUCCUCCUCCUCCUCCUCCUCCUCCUCCUCCUCCUCCUCCUCCUCCUCCUCCUCCCUCCUCCUCCUCCUCCUCCUGCCCGCCGCCUUUGAAGAGGAGCCCUCCCCCCGAAUCGAGCUGCCCGCCGCGGCGCUCCCGCGCCCCAAGGGGGGAGACUUCCCCCAUGACCAUCACGAGUUCCGCUUCGACCUCAAUGACCAUGAGUUCCAUGCGCGCACGCAAGAAAUGCCUGGGGCCAGGCUGGCAAUGCAUGCGGCUGGGCCGACCGGCGGCCAGAGAGGGAAUGUUUGAUUGCGCCAUACGCCUGCACUUGUUCAUCCCGCUCCCC